Molecule: messenger RNA, 552 nt
Organism: Echinops telfairi (small Madagascar hedgehog)
Lineage: Eukaryota; Metazoa; Chordata; Mammalia; Afrosoricida; Tenrecidae
Gene: ARHGEF1
Product: Rho guanine nucleotide exchange factor 1
Exons: 7
Coding region: 85-552 (155 amino acids)
Biological process (GO): G protein-coupled receptor signaling pathway
Cellular component (GO): cytoplasm
Molecular function (GO): guanyl-nucleotide exchange factor activity; G protein-coupled receptor binding
Source: RefSeq, a predicted model, not a curated record
GCCCGGAGCGGGCGCGCGGAGGUUUCGGUCCCGGCGGCGGCGGCGGCGGCUUCUCCUCCGACCUGGAGCAGCCCUGCCCAGCCCAUGGAGGCGGAAGACGUGGCCCGAGGGGCGGCCCCAGGGCCCCUCCGGCUGGUGCCCAGCAUCAUCGGGGCGGAGGAUGAGGACUUCGAGAAUGAUCUGGAGACCAAUUCUGAGGAGCAAAACAGCCAGUUCCAGAGCCUGGAGCAGGUGAAGCGGCGCCCGGCCCACCUCUUGGCCCUCCUGCAACAUGGGGCCCUGCAGCAGUUUGAGCUGGGACCCCUGCUCUGCAGCUUGCACGCGGACAUGCUGGGCACCCUGGGCCCCAAAGAGGCCAAGAAGGCUUUCCUGGACUUCUACCACAGCUUCCUGGAGAAGACAGCGGUUCUGCGGGUGCCGGUGCCUCCCAGUGUUGCCUUUGAACUGGGUAAGGAGUCGAGGGAUGGGGGUCUCCACUCCCAUGAUCCCCCUCCGCAGAGCAAGCCCUCCCUUCCUUCCUGGCGGCCCGCGAGACCCGCUGUCUUUCGCUAG